This is a messenger RNA of Pogonomyrmex barbatus (red harvester ant), 1716 nucleotides long. Its product is annotated as sister chromatid cohesion protein DCC1. NCBI's taxonomy places the organism in Eukaryota, Metazoa, Arthropoda, Insecta, Hymenoptera, Formicidae. Gene Ontology annotation, biological process: mitotic sister chromatid cohesion; maintenance of mitotic sister chromatid cohesion. The record is from RefSeq and is a predicted model, not a curated record. Gene Ontology annotation, cellular component: chromatin; Ctf18 RFC-like complex; chromosome, centromeric region.
CCCUAGAUAUGAUUAUUGAUCAUAAUACGCAUGCGCAAAAAAGCGGCCCUAAUAGCAACAUUGUUGCCGGUUGACGAUUCUACUAUUGCCAAUCACAUUGAUCAUAACUAGGACUUGCUACAUUGUGAUUGGCUGAAAUAGAAUCGUCAACCGGCAACCGUAGCCGCACAACCGCUCUGAUAUGGCCUUUAGACCCGGUUGCACCAAUAUUAUUUGGGCUUUAAACGAGACUUAAUUUACUUAAUAUACGUGAUACAUAUUAUAUAUUAAAUACCACUUAAAAUUCAAAAUAACGUUGGUGCAAUCGAGCCUUAGAGGCUUCUCUGUAGUUUCGGUCGAAAAAGGCCAGGAUCCCCGCUCUCUCAGGUUUCUCUUUUCUGAUAUAAUAACAUGAAAUAUUAGCCUUAUACUAUGGAGUCUACCGAUAAAAAAAACAUUCGUACGGAGGAAAAUAUUCGCGAGAUUUUGGAUUUAGCCACAAUUAAAGAAUCCAAUUUGAAUGCAAUGACACAAUGCUUAUAUCCCAUGCGAUGUCAUCAGGCUGAUGAUUUGAUAUUAUUAGAGAUAGACGAGCAUAUAUUCGGAGCAUUAAGCAAGGAAGAUACAAUAUCAUUUCGUGGUAACAAGCAUAACAAUGCUAUGCUAUGCACACAAACUCGGACCUAUGAAAUUAAAGAGGCAGAGAUAUCCAAUUCAUGGUUGUUGAUUCCAAAUUUGAAAUUUGGAAAGACAACAAGUACUGAAGAAGUAUCUGAGAGAGUUAUAGAGAGAUGUAAUAUAAAGAAGAUAUUUAAUUCAUACUAUGAGGUGAAAGAAAUCAAACCUGAUCUGACAAAUUUGUCCACUCUGCUUAGCUUAUCGUCUUACAAUGGAUUAGAAUAUGAAUCGACAAUAGAUACGAAGACAUUAUACAAUUGGGAAAGAUUACAAAAUGAAUUCCAAGCAAGUAAUUAUGAAUUACAACAAGCCCUAGAGAAUUUCUUGAUAACUAAUAUAGAUGGUUACUUGCGUCUAAUAUCAUUUGAUGUCGAAGCAAGAAGUCUGAAUUUGAUGUUGGAUUAUUUUGGAGAACAAUCCUGGGAACUUGAUGAGGUAAAUAAAGAGGAUACGUACAAAUGUUUACAACAACUUAUUCAUGAGCCAGUGUUUGAUGCUAUAUUCACAAAAUAUACAGCCAAAAGCACGAAGACAAAGAAUAAUGGUAGUCCAUUGUAUAUAUACGAUGAAGAAAAGUGUUGUUCAACAUUAGCAAAGAUUCUUCUCUCUGCCUCUCCUGUCACUGAAUACAAAGAAUUCAUGGAAGCAUGGAAUAUUGGAACUCCCGAAAAAAUGCAUCCGAAAAUAGAAUAUUUAUGUGGAUUAGCCCUUGUUAUAUAUAAUACUUCAAAAAUGCAGAAGGAAAUUGUAUCUUGUCCAGAGACAGAUUUACCUAACAAUAUCCAUGAUAGACUUAAUGAACUUUUUAAAAUCAAAGCUAAAUGGACUGCCGAAGAGAUAACACCUUAUAUUAAGCAUUUCACAAAAGGUGCAAUGAAUGUUAAUGCACUUUUAACAAAGUAUGCCAGAUAUUCCACAAAAAACGGAAUAAAGUAUUACGGAUCAAAAUAUGACAAGUGAUAUAAUGACUAUAUUUGUGGUAUACAUUCAAUUACAGUAAAUACUGACAUAAGUGUUACAGAAGAAUAUUUCAGAAUAAUAUAUAUAAUGUUAAAAUUA